GCUUGGCCUAGACAGUAGGCAGUAGGCACCUGGUUGCGAGAGCGUGACACCAUUGCGAAUAAAUUGUUUAUCUCUUUAAGCCGAUUCCACAUCUUUCUGUCAAUCUGCCCUUUUUCUUUUAUUUUCUUUUCUUCCACACCUCAAAUCCUCUUCAAUGGGAAUAGGGUUUCAGUAAUUAAGCAUCUGCUCCCCUAGGAAUAGCUAAGUUCAACAAGCCUUCAAGGCGUGGAGUGAGAUAGGUAAACACAAUUCUUCACUAAAAGUCUUCUUCUUUCUCAAAAUUUCAAUUGCCCACACUAGAAUUUCUGUGUUUUCUGUGAAAUCCAAGCAAGCUGGGGGUUUUCCUGUCUUUAAUAGUAGAUUGGAUUGCAUAUCUGGCAUCAAGAUUUGAUUUUUGUUUUCUUUUCUUUGAUAUUAGUGCUCAAAUUCAAUUGGGUUUUCUGUAAGUUCCAUGAAAUGUGGGUCAAUUUCUUGUUAACCUGGAUAUAUGGAACUGGCACUUAGUAGAAAUAGAAGAUAAAAUUUUGUUUGAUUGAAGAUAGUUAGUUGAGCAAAGUGAUGAUCUUGUGGAUUCCCAGAGUGCUAAAAUGCCUUGGCUUCAACCUCAAUUAAACCAAAAAGAUGUUCUUUUGAACCCUUCUGUUCAGCCACUCCCAAUUUAUUUUUCCCAGAAAGAAUCAACUCCCCCAACAGUAACACCAUCAUCCUCUUCUGGGAGUAAAAUCAGCCCAGGUGUUCUUUUCUUCAUAGUUAUACUAGCUGUGAUAUUCUUUAUCUCUGGUGUUCUCCACUUGUUGCUUAGGUUUUUGAUGAAACAUAGGCCCUCUUUGUCUUUCUCCCAAUCCAGUAGAACAACCCAAGAAAUCCCAAACUCUGGUGCUGUCCAAAGGCAGCUACAACAGCUAUUCCACCUCCACGACUCGGGUUUGGACCAGGCGUUUAUCGAUGCCCUCCCCGUGUUCUCCUACAAGGAUAUAAUGGGGGGUUUGAAAGAGCCCUUUGAUUGUGCUGUGUGUCUGUGUGAAUUCUCGGAUCAAGACGGGUUGAGGCUGCUGCCCCUGUGUGGCCACGCCUUCCACAUUGAUUGCAUAGACACGUGGUUGUUGUCGAACUCGACUUGCCCGCUUUGUAGAGGCAUUCUUUUCGCUCCCGAUUUCUGCAUUGAGAACCCGGUUUUCUACUUCGAUGACUCGCGAGAUGAGGAUGGGGUUCCCGGGACAGGGAGUGCUGGCAUUGCAGUUUCCUCGGGUUCUAAGCCCGGGGAAGAUGACAAUGUCAAUGCUGUUCUGACCGAGAAGAGGGUUUUCUCGGUGAGGCUCGGGAAAUUCAGGACUACAAACAAUGUUGAGGUUCAAGAAAAGGAAAUUGGAGAGACCAGCAAUAGUAAUUUGGAUGCAAGAAGGUGUUUUUCGAUGGGUUCUUUCCAAUACGUGGUGGGCGAUUCCGAGCUGCAAGUCACCCUCGGCCCUGGUGGCGGUGCUGGUGGAGGAAACCGCCAGCUGAAGGCGGGGCGGGGGAGGGGUGGAGGGCAGAAUGGGAAUUUCACAAGUGAGGGGGAUAGUGAUGGGAAGAAGAUUAUUAACAUGAGAAGUAAAGGUGAGAGCUUCUCUGUUUCAAAGAUAUGGUUGUGGUCCAAGAAGGACAAAUUCCCCACUUCUGCAAAUACUCACAUUUCUACUUCAAUUAAUACUACAAAUUUGCCUUGGACUCAUAGACUUGAAGCCCCAUGAAAAACUUUUUACUUGUAAUUUCAUAUUAACUUCAUUUAAUUAUUCAAUUUCCAGAAAUCUUUCUAAA
Molecule: messenger RNA, 1797 nt
Organism: Ipomoea triloba (trilobed morning glory)
Lineage: Eukaryota; Viridiplantae; Streptophyta; Magnoliopsida; Solanales; Convolvulaceae
Product: RING-H2 finger protein ATL46-like
Exons: 1
Coding region: 588-1730 (380 amino acids)
Source: RefSeq, a predicted model, not a curated record